Messenger RNA from Trichoderma harzianum CBS 226.95, 639 nucleotides. RefSeq lists its product as hypothetical. The transcript has a single exon. NCBI's taxonomy places the organism in Eukaryota, Fungi, Ascomycota, Sordariomycetes, Hypocreales, Hypocreaceae. The annotation marks the transcript as partial. The record is from RefSeq and is a predicted model, not a curated record.
GCAGCUCUGAGGAGUACCCGUUUCUAAAAUACGACACAGGAGCCGGGCUGUUGAACGUUUUGCUUUUACGUGGCUAUCAUAACCUUUUCAGGAUUGCAUUACUUGGAAACGGAGCUGAUAUCAAUGCACAAGGUGGACUUUUUGGCAACGUAUUAUAGGUGGCAAUAGUCAAAAGAGAGGAUACAAUUGCGAUAGAACUACUGGAGAAGGGAGCUGAUAUCAAUCUAGGGGGUGGAUUCUUCGGCAAUGCACUGCAAGCAGCUAUAUCCAAAGGGAGCGAAGAGAUCAUAGAAAUAUUGAUCGAGAAACGAGCUAAUGUUAAUGCUCAGGGCGGAAUUUUCGGGAACGCCUUGCAGGCAGCUGCGGUCAGGGGAGACACUGAUAUCGUGGAGCUGUUGCUCAAGAACGGAGCCGAUAUCAAUGCCCACGGUGGCAUCUUCGGGAACGCCUUACAAGCAGCCGUAGCCAAGGGAAAUGAGAAAAUCGUGGCCUUACUUCUGGAGAAAGGAGCCAACAUCGAUGCUCAAGGUGGCAUCUUCGGCAACGCAUUGCAAGCAGCUUUAGCGGCGAGACAUGAGAAUCUAGCCCUAACGCUUUUCAAAAAUGGAGUUGAUUUCAAUGCCUCAGGCGGUAUCUCCG